AGCUGUGGACUUCUAAAGACAGGAGAGAGGAAUCAAGACCCUGAGCUUUACAUCAGAAAGAGAUGGAGAUUAAAGGAAAAUAACACAAGAGGUCAAAAUACUUUCAUGUGACAGAAGAGCCAAAGGCAGAAAAACUGAGAAAAGGGACUGAAAUAUAUGCAGUCUUUUCCUCCCUGUUGUCAGAGUUGAGAUGCAGAGGCAUGCUUUAAGCAAAAUAAUGAUGACACAUACUGGGCGAGUGUUGGCCAUCUACAUCAUCUUAAUGGCAAACCUCUCUGAAGAGCAAGCUUUGAAGCAAGCGUGUCCUUCAUGUGAUGCCACUCAGUUUUGCAACUGUUCUUCCAAGGGUCUGAACUUCAUUCCCUCGGGGCUCACAGGUAAAAUCACAGGGUUAAACCUGGCCCACAACAGGAUAAAGCACAUCUGGGCACAUGAUCUGCAGCAGGCUGUGAACCUGAGAGUCCUGCUGCUGCUGUCCAAUGAAAUUAGCUCGAUAGAGGAGGAUUCAUUUCGCUCCCUUGCAAAACUGGAGCUCUUGGACUUAUCAAAUAACAGCUUGGCUCAUUUGUCUCCUGCAUGGUUUGGUCAUCUUUUUUCACUCCAGCACCUCAACAUUCAAGGAAAUUCCUACAGCGACCUGGGGGAAAGCUCUUGCUUUUCUAACCUGAGAAACCUGAGCUCUCUCUACCUGGGCAAUCCACAGUUCUCCACAAUAAGGCAAGGAAACUUUGAGGGCAUUACGCUUCUCACCGAGCUGUGGAUUGAUGGCAGCAAUCUCAGUCGGUACGAGCCAGGAAGUUUGAAACUGGUCAGGAAGAUACAUCACAUGAUCAUCAACCUAAAAAGUGUGGAUGUGUUCUCAGUGAUUGUAGGGGAUCUUCUGCACUCUGUUGUAUGGUUAGAAGUGAGAAAAAUAGCAUUCAGUAUACCUGCUGAAAUGCAACAAUUGAGACUCAUGUCGUCUUCUUUUGCAAAGAAAAUUUCUUUCAAACAGGUUUUGUUUACAGAUGCAACUGUACCUGAGAUGAUCAGCAUUGUAGAAGAUAUGUCAGAAUUAAUGGAAGUAGAGGUGAAAGAUUGUAGACUCUUGGGAACUGGUCAUUGGAGUACACAAAUUCAUGUAAACCAAUCACGUUCUCUUCAAGUUGUAACAAUAGAGAAAUUAUCUAUAGAAGAAUUUUAUUUGUUUUCAGAUCUUAAGGCUGUUGUAGAUCUAAUAUCUCAUCUUACCAAAAUCACAGUCGAAGAUACCAAGGUCUUUUUGGUACCAUGCAAACUUUCUCAACAUCUUUUGUCAUUAGAGUAUCUUGACCUUAGUGGGAAUUUGCUUGGAGAUCAGAGUUUGGAGCAUUCAGCCUGUCAGGGUGGUUGGCCCAUACUGCAAAUUCUAAAUUUAAGUCAGAAUUCACUGAGUGACUUAAAAAUGACAGGCAAAAGUUUAUCUCACCUGAGAAAUCUAAUUCUCUUGGAUAUUAGUCAAAAUAAUUUUGGUGAGAUUCCAGACAUGUGUCAAUGGCCGGAAAACCUGAAACAUUUAAAUCUCUCCAGCACUCAAAUUCCUAAAUUAACAACCUGCAUUCCUUUGACUCUUGAAGUUUUGGAUGUCAGCACUAAUAAUCUGAAAGAGUUUGUUCUGCAGCUCCCUUUUCUCAAAGAGCUGUACAUCGCAAAAAACCAACUGAAGACCCUGCCUGAUGCUGCACCCAUUCCUAACUUGGUGGCCAUGACAAUCAGAAGAAACAAACUCAACAGUUUCUCCAAGGAAGAGUUUGAGUCCUUUAAGAAAAUGGAGAUGCUGGAUGCCAGUGACAAUAACUUUAUCUGCUCCUGUGAAUUCCUCUCCUUCAUUCACCAUCAGGCUGGAAUAGCCCAAAUCUUAGUGGGGUGGCCGGAAAACUACAUCUGUGAUUCUCCCUUGGCGGUGAGAGGGGAGCAGGUUGGAGCAGUGCAUCCCUCACUGAUGGAGUGUCACAGAUCCCUCACGGUGUCGUUAAUCUGUGCUCUGGUGUUCCUGGCCAUCCUCGUCCUCGUGGUCGUUGGGUACAAGUAUCACGCCAUCUGGUACCUCAGAAUGACCUGGGCAUGGCUUCGAGCCAAGCGGAAACCCAAGCAAGGCCCCCCAAAGGAUAUCUGCUACGAUGCUUUUGUCUCCUACAGUGAGAAUGACUCUGACUGGGUAGAAAACAUCAUGGUGCAGGAGCUGGAGCAGGCCUGUCCCCCCUUUCGACUGUGCCUCCAUAAACGGGACUUUGUGCCUGGGAAGUGGAUUGUGGACAACAUCAUCGACUCCAUAGAGAAAAGCCACAAAACGCUGUUUGUGCUGUCGGAGCACUUUGUGCAGAGUGAGUGGUGCAAAUACGAGCUGGACUUCACGCACUUCCGCCUCUUUGAUGAGAACAACGAUGCGGCGAUUCUCAUCCUCCUGGAGCCCAUCCAGAGCAAAGCGAUUCCCAAAAGGUUCUGCAAACUGCGGAAGAUAAUGAACACAAAGACCUACCUGGAGUGGCCUGCUGGUGAGGAAGAGCAGCAGCAGAUAUUUUGGUUCAAUUUGAAAUUAGCUCUAAAAUCUUAAGUGGGGACACUGAAUACU
Molecule: messenger RNA, 2590 nt
Organism: Rhea pennata
Lineage: Eukaryota; Metazoa; Chordata; Aves; Rheiformes; Rheidae
Gene: TLR2
Product: toll like receptor 2
Exons: 3
Coding region: 191-2572 (793 amino acids)
Biological process (GO): toll-like receptor signaling pathway; immune response; inflammatory response
Cellular component (GO): plasma membrane
Molecular function (GO): transmembrane signaling receptor activity; triacyl lipopeptide binding; protein binding
Source: RefSeq, a predicted model, not a curated record